AUGUAUGAGAAUAGAAAGGAACCAGAGAGUUUACGUGAUUUCUUAACCCAUUUACCAACAUAUGCUGAUAAUGAUUAUAGUGAAAUUGUGAGUUAUAUUGUAUGGAAGACUGUAAAAUUAUGUUUGACCACAGAUAAUGAUAAGAUUGAUUGGAGAACAAUUGUGAAUUUGUUGGAAUCUCAGAUAAGUCACGAUAGUUCAUAUAAGGAUGUUUUAGAAGGUAAGAAUUGGAAAGAUCUACAUAGACAAGAUAAUACUAAUAAUUUUCAUAAUGGAACCAUGUGUAAUCGACAGUGUUUACCAGCAGAGAUAAUAUAUUAUUGCUUCACUUGUACAAUAAAUCCAUUGUAUGGGAUAUGUGAUGCAUGUUUCGACCCUAAUGAACAUAUUGAUCAUGAGUAUUCUGCAAGUGUUAUCACCAGAAGUGAGGGAAGAUUGUGUCAUUGUGGAAACGAAUCGAUAUUUCAUAACCCAGAAUCAGCUUAUAAAUGUAAAAACAAAUUAAAUAAUAAGAAGAAUACUAGAUUUUCAAUGGCUAGUAGUGAUUACUUUGACCCAAUCAUGCAUGUAGUAUUUAAGGAUAUAAUCGAUUAUAUUAUUGACGUUAUAUUAAGUUCAAACGAAUUGAAAAAUACAUCAUUUACAGGAUAUCACCAUACAUUCCCAAGCGAACAUAGUUCACAGGGUAAUAAUAAGAGUAGUAAUAUCCCGCAUGAAUCAUCUUCAAAUACAGACUCUAUAUUCAAUGAAAUCCUGAUUGAAACUACAGAAAGUCAGAAUAUGGUAUAUGAAUCAUAUGCUUCAAAUAUGAAUAUAAAUGAAAUUUGGACAGUUCAACUGGAUAAUGAAGAUAAUCAAGUACAUAUUAUGGAUUUAGCAAGUAAAAUUUCAAAGGUACUAAAUAAAUCUAUUGGAUAUGGGAUAUCAAUUUGCAACACGUUAUUAGAAUAUAACUUCCCUGUAGUUUUAGCUCAGACCAGUGACUACGAUAAAAUUAAAGAAAUAUUCGAAAAGUUUAGGGAUGAAAAUAUUGUAGUCCAUAUUAGAAGGUUACAUGAUGUCUUUAAAGUUAAUCUUAUGGAAGAUUUAGUUCAUUUUUUGUAUUAUCUCUGCACUGACAUUAACGCGACAUAUGAAAUGAGAUAUACGUUACGAUCAUGCAUGAUGGACUCAUGGAAACCAAAGAUUGAACAUGCUGAAUUGGAAUAUAAUCAGCCAUUGAAAACGAAGAUUAAUUUGUUUGGAGGAUUUCUAUCACCUGGACCAUUUUCUUAUACUUCUUCGACAUCUCCAGUUUCUUCCCCAGACGAAAACAUCUCAAAAGAAUGGUUUAGCCCAUGGAAUUUUGAAGAUUGCGAAGAUGAUUAUUUGGUACAAAUUAUACAAAAUUAUAAUGCGGAUCUUUCCAUCGCUGUGUCAGAAUUAGCACAUUCAAACAUAUGUCUUUUCAGAGGAUCUCGUUUCCAAUACCUUGUAGCAGAAUGUUUUGAUAAUUUCUCCAGGGUAGCAUCUCUUCGUAUGACUAAGGUGUUCUGCACUUUAUUUUCAUUGACUGAUAAUGCAAGAAGAUAUCUCACAGCGCAAUACUUUGAUAUAUACCUUAACGUUGUAUAUAAAGCAGUUGCAUCUGACCCUGUCGGCAUAAAAUUAGCAUUUAUGAGUUUGAUGUCCCAAUAUACUUUUCAAGAUCCUGUCCUUUCUAAUUUGGCCAUUCAAUCAGGCUUUAUUGAAAGGACAUUAAAAUUUGCAUUCACAUUACUAGCAUUCAACUCAGAAGAUUUGGUAACAUUUCUACCAAUAUCAAUAUACAAUAAAUUCAAGCUUCCGAGUGAAACAAUAAAAAAUAGGAAGACUAUUAUAUGUCUAAAAGAUCUGUGCACUUUGGUUUCUGCUAAUACAAUACCCCGGGAGUUACUAGAGAGUAGUAGUAUAUUUAACUGUAUGUUAGACGCCAUUUUACAGUUUAGUAAUAUUUUACCAGUAAGAAGGGAAAUCUCAGAGCAUGUAGAAUUUGAGAAUUUUGACUUUUCCACAUAUUAUUUCUUCUUUUCAUCUUUGUUAAUAAUGGUUGAUAGCUACCUUCGUUGUAUAUCGAUGAUAUCAGACAAAGAAUUCCGCUAUAGCAUUAUUAAAAGAUUCAUGAAACUUACAAUAUCAAAUGGAUUUGAACUAUUAAGUACUUCUAGAAGGCUUAUUGACCACCAGGCUGCUUACGAAGAAGGCCAUGUUCCCAAAUUAUCAGCUGUAAAAGAGAAAGUGUGUAAUCAUGUUACUGAUGUUGUGAGAUUCCAGGUUGGGAUUGACUCUCAGAGUUUUCUAAACCCAACAUCAUACCUUUUUAAGUUUAUUCUUCAAUGGAGUCAAUGUGGGAGGUAUGAAUCUGUACCCAAGAGUAUAACUAACUAUGUUGAUUUCCAUAAAUUUCUUGACGAUGAAGUUCAGGCUUUAUACAUAUCAGAAGCGUCGUUGUCCACUUUAGUACUAGUUGGGCAAAUCAAUGUAGGAUUCUGGGUCAGAAACGGAACUCCCAUCACACAUCAAAAAAGGAUGUAUACAAAAUUUAAUAUGAGAGAGCUUACGUAUAUGAGUGAUGUUUUCAACGUUCAAUUUAGUAUGUGCAUGGCUAAUCCUGAUGAUUUCAUGGUUACAUUCUUAACUCGAUGGGGUCUCAAGAGCUGGUCUAAUGGAACUCCAAUGGGCGAUUAUCCUGACGAUGAAACUACAAUGGCAGUUGUUAAUGAAUGUCUCCUUUUAUUAAUUCAGUUGUUCACAGAAAUAAAGUCUUUGAUUGUGGUGUCAUCCGUGGACAAUUUUGAAAGGACAUUAAAAUCUGAAAUAAUUCAUGCGCUCGCAUUUAACCGUUGUACGUAUGCACAGAUUAUGGAUAAUAUACCAGAGCAUAUCACAAAGCAUUCUACCUUUGAUAAAUAUUUAGAGAAAUAUGCGCAGUUUACUCCCGCAACAGGCGGUGCUGAAUGUGGUUCAUUUUAUCUGAAAGAUGAGUAUAUACAAGACCUUGAUCCUUACUACUUAGGUGUAAGUUCAAGUAAAAGAUAUGAAAUUGAAAAGAGUGUUCGAAACUAUAUGAAAAAUAAAGAAAAGAAAGAUUUUGUUGAUACUUAUGUUCCUGUAAAAGAGGUUCAUGAUAUUUUAAAGGAUACUCCAUACUAUAAUCUAUACGCAAUAUCAUCAGUGAAUACUUUUGGAAUAUUCCUGAAAAGUACUUUGGAACAUAUUAAAAAAUGUCGGUACGAAAGCUUACUUCCACGUGUAGUACAUCUAAUACAUUUAUGUGUUGUGAAUAAUUUGAACGAUUUUAUGAAGGUAUUUUGGCAUGAAUAUGAGAUUAUUGAUACUGAGUUUUACCAUUUCCAUAGUAUUGGUUCCAUUUUGUACUCAUUAUUACUAGAUGAUAUAUUUUCCAAUGUCCAUGGUAAAAUAAGGGAAAUUUUUAGAGUUCUAUCAGAUAAAGCACCCCAUAUAGAUGUGAAUGGAUAUUUAUUAGAACAGACGCCUUCCUUCAACCGGGAAAUACUAAAAUCUUCUAAGGAAUCGAGGACUAGUAAAGAGGAAGAGUAUUUAAGGAAAAAGAAAUUAGCUCAAGCCAGAAGAGAUAAAAUUCUUCGAAAAUUUUCUAAGCAACAAAUGAAAUUUAUUGAAAAAAAUGUUGCAAUCAACACCUCGCUCAAUAAUUCAACAUCUAAUACACAAAAUUCAGGUUGUGAUAUAUCCAUUACACCUCUAUGCUGGGAAUACCCCGAUGAUUCUUGUGUAUUUUGCAAAAUGGAAAAAAAUGAUGAUUCGUUUGUAUAUUUCUCUUAUCAAGAAAAUAAUAUAUGUGAUUUUGGAAUUGACUUUUCUACUCCAAAGUAUAUGACUGAUAUGCUUCAGUGGGAACAAAAAUCAUGCAAUAAAAACGAUAGAGAUCUCAAGAUGAAAUAUAUUGAACAAGCUCCUGUACUUAGAAUAUGUGGCCACGGUUCACAUAUUAAAUGUUUAGGGAAUCAUAUGAAAAGUGCAGCAACAGUUCAUACACAAACUACCAAAAAUGUGCCCAAUUCCUAUGGAUUUGGUUUGAUAUACUGUCCUGUUUGUAAUUCGUUAAUGAACUCAUUUCUUCCAAAAAUAGUCAAAUUUAACAACAAGAGUCGAGAGUCGUUUUGGAAAAAUAUCGAUCAACAUUUCGAUGUUUUCAACUUACCAUCGGAAUUAAUGUUAACGUGCAGAAAGGCUUGCGAUAUUUUUGUUAAACUUGCUGGACAUGAUUCCACUAACAAUUCGUUUAGGAGCACAUAUGACAUUAUCAGUAAUUUAUUGGUAAACUCUAUUUCAAACUUAGAAUUGAGGCUACGAAAAUAUAUAAUACCUGGGAUGGAUGAAAAACAAUUGAUGAACAAAAUACCUAAUCAGUGCCUAGUAACAUUUAGAUUACUUUCUGAUCUACUAACUUUUACCAACAGUCAAAUAAAAGACGAUAUUCAUCCACUAAUAGAUUUUAUGGAGAAGAUACCUUUUUCAAAUAAUGGCACAUACAAUAAUAUUCUCUCGAUUUCUAAUACAAUUUUUGUUCCUAAUGAAACACUUUUAAAUCCAACUGAACAAAUUCUAGACCUCAUUUAUGCCAAAAUGGAGGAAGAUAUUAUUCUUCUUUGUAGAGGUAUGUUAAUGGUUGAUUUCUAUGAGUCAGUGAACGAUAUGGAGAUUCCGUGGAAUAAAGUUACUUUAGAUGCAAAGAAUGAGAACGAAUUAGAAGAUUAUAUCGUAUCAUCUACAGUCCUUGAGCAAUAUUUGAAAUUUUUCAAUUAUACGAUAUCUGAUGGAAGUUGGGAUAUAAACAAGGUUUCAAAGUGUUUUUAUCAUUUACUAAAAGGUACAACAACUGUGUUCCUAAGAAGGAUUAUCCUAUUAUUUCAUGUGCAUUAUUCAAUAGAUGAUGAAAAAAUAAAAAUUGAAAAUAAAUUGAGAGAUUUUGAAAGUGCAAUUCAUUAUUUAACUCAUGGUGAGCUUAAAACUUUUGGAGAACUACUUUCAAACUUUUUGAAAAAUUACGUCCCUUUAACAACUCUUAAUUAUGAUAACACACCUGAAGAGGAAAGAAUUGAAAUAUUUACAAAAUUAGAACGAAAACAUUUCCCUGCUAUUUCAUGUGGUCAUUUAAUCAAGUUACCACAUAAUUUAUCCAAAUUUUAUACUAAUGCAGAAUAUGAGGCAAAUAAAAUUGAAAAACUAUUAGGAGGUGAAUCUGUUUUAUGUUUGUUAUGUGGUUCGACGAUGUGUAUUCAAAAGCCGGUAUCGUUACAUGGUUACAAGAUUGGUGAAUGUACGAAUCAUUUACGUAAUGAAUGUGAAUCAGAUUCAAACUACGGGUUAUUCUUGAUGAUGAGAACAAAUAUGAUAUAUAUUGCUUACGGUGAUAGAGGAACAUUUUAUCAUUCGCCGUAUAUUAACAGAUAUGGGGAUACUGGUGAAGGUUUAAAAUAUGGAACUCCGGUGUUUCUAGAUGAUGAAAAAUAUGAGCAUUUAACUAAUGAAAUUUUUAUGGGGAACAUGAUCCCCCAUAUAGUGUUUAGAGCUACAGAUGGUAAUAGUGAUCAAGGUGGAUGGGAAACCUUAUAG
This is a messenger RNA of Maudiozyma barnettii, 5616 nucleotides long. It is a transcript of the gene UBR2, whose product is annotated as putative ubiquitin-protein ligase UBR2. Gene Ontology annotation, cellular component: cytoplasm; ubiquitin ligase complex. Gene Ontology annotation, molecular function: zinc ion binding; ubiquitin protein ligase activity. The record is from RefSeq and is a predicted model, not a curated record. The transcript has a single exon. NCBI's taxonomy places the organism in Eukaryota, Fungi, Ascomycota, Saccharomycetes, Saccharomycetales, Saccharomycetaceae. Gene Ontology annotation, biological process: ubiquitin-dependent protein catabolic process via the N-end rule pathway; protein ubiquitination. Bases 1 to 5616 code for a protein of 1871 amino acids.